AGGGGAGGGGCGGGAAGAAGAGAUGUGUGCGCGCGCUCGCGCGCGUGCGGGGGCGUGCGCGCGUAUGUGAGAGGGGCCGCGCUUCUCGCGCGCGGCUGUUGGCUGGGGCGCGCGGCGGCGGCGGCGGCGGGAGUUCCGUUUCCCUCCUCCCCCGCCACUCCUUCCCGCCGGGCUGCGCGAGGCGGAGGCGCGCGCUCCCCGUGAGGAGCCGAGCCCGGGGGGGGGUCCGCGCCGUAAGAUGGAGGGCCUGACGCUGAGCGAGGCGGAGCAGCGCUACUACUGCGACCUCUUCUCCUACUGCGACACCGAGAGCACCAAGAAGGUGGCGUCCAACGGGCGCGUCCUCGAGCUCUUCCGCGCCGCGCAGCUGCCCAACGACGUGGUCAUGCAGAUUAUGGAACUCUGUGGUGCAACAAGACUUGGCUAUUUUGGAAGAAGUCAGUUUUACAUUGCUUUGAAACUUGUUGCUGUGGCCCAAUCUGGUCUCCCUUUAAGAAUGGAAAGCUUAAAUACAGUAAAGGACCUCCCUCUUCCCAGAUUUGUUGUGUCAAAGAAUGAACAAGAAUCCAGACACGCUGCCUUGUAUUCUUCAGAUGCUGAUAACCCAGCUUCGUAUUCUGGUGUGAUCCCUCCUCCACCUGGCAGGAUACAAGUCAAAAAAGGCUCUGUGAGCCAUGAUGCGGUUCAGCAACGUACAUCAACUGAUCAACAGGAGUCCACAUCUCCAGUUGUUUCACCACAGCAAUCCCCACCAACCUCUCCACAUACAUGGAGGAAGCACAACCGCCAUCCCAGCGGAGGGAAUAAUGAACGACCUCUUGCUGGACCUGGGCCUUUUUGGGCUCCAUUUAGUGAAGCACAACCAGGCUCAUCUACUUCUAGUGAUCCCAUAUGGUCUGGCCAUUCACCACCACCCCAUCAAGAAAAUUGGGUCAGUUUUGCAGAUACCCCACCAACCAGUGCUCUUUUAGCCAUGCAUCCUGCUUCUGUCCAGGACCAGACAACAGUACGAACUGUAGCAUCAGCUACAACAACAAAUGAAAUUCGUAGGCAAUCAAGUAGUUAUGAUGACCCCUGGAAAAUAACUGAUGAACAAAGGCAGUAUUAUGUUAAUCAGUUUAAAACCAUUCAACCUGAUCUAAAUGGAUUUAUACCAGGAUCUGCAGCUAAGGAAUUUUUCACUAAAUCAAAACUACCUAUUCUUGAACUUUCUCAUAUUUGGGAACUAUCAGAUUUUGAUAAAGAUGGUGCACUGACAUUAGACGAGUUUUGUGCAGCAUUUCAUCUGGUAGUUGCUAGGAAGAACGGGUAUGAUUUGCCAGAAAAGUUACCUGAAAGUUUAAUGCCCAAACUGAUUGAUUUGGAAGACUCAACAGUGAUUCCUGUCGUUUCAGAAGUUGGAGAACAGACUGGCGAGGUAGGUUACUCCAGCUCUCCAGCAGAAGCACCUCCAAGCAAGUCUCCAUCAAUGCCAUCCUUAAACCAGACCUGGCCAGAAUUGAAUCAGAGUGGUGAGCAGUGGGAGACAUUUAGCGAACGCUCUUCAAGCUCACAAACUCUGACCCAAUUUGAUUCUAACAUUGCACCAGCUGAUCCUGACACUGCAAUUGUGCACCCAGUUCCCAUAAGAAUGACUCCAAGCAAAAUCCACAUGCAGGAAAUGGAGCUUAAAAGAACUGGAAGUGAUCAUGCUAACCCUACUAGCCCACUACUUGUGAAACCAUCUGAUCUCCCAGAAGAAAACAAAAUCAGUUCAUCUGUAAAAUUUACAGCUGGAAAUACAGUUAAUGGUUACAGCAGUUCGGACUCCUAUGCUUCAGAUCCAGAGCAAAUUGGAAGCACUGUAACACAGCAACGAUCACAUUCAGGAGCAUCUCCGGAUAACGCUGCACCACCACCACCUCCUCCAAGGCCUCAUCCUUCGCAUUCUCGAUCAUCAUCUUUAGAUCUGAACAGAUCAUUUUCGGUUACCCCAGGACAGCAACAGGCUGGAGUUGUUGCCUGUCCCCCUGCAGUGCCUCCAAGACCACAGCCUUCACAGGGUGCAGGUCCUCAUGUGCAUCGCCCAGUAGAUGCUGAAGGCCUAAUAGCUCAUACCAGUACCUCACCUCAACAAAUACCAGAGCAGCCAAAUUUUGCAGACUUCAGCCAGUUUGAGGCAUUUGCUGUUUCAGGUGCAAACGAAGAGGAAGAUGAUGAAAUUGAAACACAUUCAGAAGUCUUGCAGGUUGAAAAGCCCUCUGAUUCUGCAAGCUCUCUUAGAGUUGCCAAAGCAGAUGGAAGAGUUGAAGACAAAGCGCCUGCUAAUGUCCCCACUAGUGCGGCUAAAGGCACUACCCCACUUGCUCCACCACCAAAGCCUAUUCGCAGAAGAUUAAAAUCGGAGGAUGAGCUAAGACCUGAAGCUGAGGAACAUACACAGAAAACAGGUGUCAUAGCUGCUGUUCUUGCUUCACAGCCAUCUAUUCCUAGAUCAGUGGGGAAAGAUAAGAAGGCAAUUCAGGCAUCGAUCAGACGUAACAAGGAAACCAACACUGUUUUGGCCAGAUUGAAUAGUGAACUACAGCAACAACUAAAGGAUGUUCUUGAAGAGAGAAUCUCCCUGGAAGUCCAACUGGAACAACUUCGACCCUUCUCUCACCUCUAAGCCUACUGCCGUUAACUGUGAAUUUACUAAUUUUGAAAGUGGUUUUGGUUUCAAAACCUAUUUAAAGAUCCAUGCAUCUAGCUCAGUGCACUCUAUUCUACAUUAAAUGUUGUGGUUCUGUUUUGUCAAUUUGUCCACUUUUGUAUUUAAGUAUUUUAAUUUCAGUACAGAGAAAAAACAAACUUUUUCCUUGAAUGUGACACUGCCUCUCACAUUUUCUCUGGGCAUCUGUGAUUUUUGUUGGACUUGAGUUUGCAGAGGUUGUCGCCAAAAUUUCCAACUGGAAUUUUUUAGUCGUUUCUUUUUUCCUGUUGAAACGUCUGUACAGAAGAGGAUUGCUGAUCAGUUGACUUUAAGCACAUGAACUCUGUUUGCUAUGGCAUUUACUUUAUUGUGCCAGAAAAGAGGAAAACUAGUAAUCUGUCAUCAGCCAACAUUACUUCCCAAGCUGCCUUUACAUUUGGAAAGUUAUUCACAAUUUGAGAAAGCCUCCUCUUUGCAAUAAACCAGCUUAUUCAGGUUGACAGAGUUCUUGCAGGCUGUUUGCCAUAUCAGCUGGAUUUGAUUUUCUGGUUUUGUUGCAUACAUUAUAGAGUAUGUAACACAGAUUGCCAGGUGUUCACAUUUUAUCCAUUCAUGAUCCUGAUUCAGCCGCAUGCGUAUGAAGAUUUAUGGUACAAUUGGUAGUCUGUUAAACAGACCUUUCUCAGUCCUGCCUUUUGUGAAAAGAGUUGGGUGUGAAUCUCCAGCAUAUUAAUGACACAUUACUGAAGCACCACCUGUAAUUGCAUGUUUCACACAUUACCUUUUUAAUAGCAGAUCACAUCCACCAGUCUUCACUAUAACAAAUUGUAUUGUCGAGUAUUGUGUCAAUACCUCUAUUGAACUUCUGAUUCCCAGAAAAAAAAAACAAACAAAAAAAAAACAAAAAGGAAAAAAAAAAAACCCUGAAAAAGAACAGUUUGCCUCUUAGGAAUUCUGGGGUACCUUCUGUCAUCUUGUUUCCAUGCCUUAUUUCUCUGGCAUAUAGACAGGCUUCACUAUUAACAGAGUUCCCCGAGUGUAUCCUGCUAUUCAGGUUGAUGUACUGUAUUAGGAUUUGUUGUAUAUUGUAUGAUACACACCUUUUGAUCUCGUAUGUAAAUUUGCAUUAAUUGCUGACUAACAGCAGAUAUUCUAUUUAAUGGCUUCUUCUGGCUGUGGGAUCAUAGAUGUUUAACUGCAUGGAUUUAUCUCUGCAGAAUCAGAACUAGCAAUUGUGUGAUUUUUACACCAAUAAAACAGCACAAUAUUUUAAUUUUGUUGGUUCAUCUUUACCUGGGAAUUGAAAGUAAUUCAAAUACGGAGGAGGGGUUUAUUACAGGUCUGCAGGGAAUUUUUUGUAAUUUUGUGGCAUAUACGAGGAACAAUGAAUCCUAAUCCCUAGACCACUUUCCUCCAUGAUUUUUUAGCUUGUGGUUGGAAGUGAUUAAGUUCUUUCUGUAAUACAUGGCUAUAUUCCUUUUGUUUCCUCCUAGAAGCAAAUUUAAUAUAGUUGUAACUUAUAUAAAGUAAAUGCUGGUACUUACUUGGGUCAAAGAAAUGUAUAGUUCUUUAGUCUUCAUUUCUGGUUUGAUUUCCUUGAGAAUAUCUUUCCAAAUUGAAACUAAGUGGAUCACCUGUUUGCAGCCAGAAUCCUCAAUGUCUCACUUCUGUGCUUAAAUGAAAUACCUUCAACAUCUGCUUUCCUUACAAAAGGAUAGCUCAAGUCUAAUUUUUAUGCUGAAUAUGCUGUUUAUUACAGUGAAAAACUGUUCCUCUUUUUGGUUAUCAUAUGCAGACUGGAUAAUUAUGGUUAACUUCUGUUAUUAUAACCCUUCAGAGUUGUGGAUGCCCCCUCCCUGGAAGUAUUCAAGGCCAGGUUGGAUGGGGCCUUGAGCAACUUGACCUAGUGGGAGUUGUCCGUGCCUGUGGCACGGGGGGUUGGAACUGGGUGAUCUUUAAGGUCCCUUCCAACCCAAACCGUUCUAUGAUCCUAUUGCAGAUAGUGUACGUAUAUAAUCCGAAGCAAGAUUCCCUCUUAUGAAAGACACAAAUAUCAUAGUUGCAUGACAGAUGGUACUUUCUAUUUGCAUGUGAAUGGAUUAAGAAGUUAUAACUAAAUGGGCACAGAGGCUGCGUAUAAGUUACGUUUCUACUAUCUUGACAAUUAGUAGAUAAAGUGCCAGACUGACUCUGAAAAAUAAGACAUAAGGAAGGAAAUUAAAACAAAAGAACACACAAAGCAAAACCAAAAAAAAAUUUAAAAAUCAAUUGACUACUAACUUCUAUUACAACUGCCAAGCUAGAAGAGCAGUGCUUAAAAAAGUGAAAAAACUGUCACUCACUGCAGUCAAACAAUGUUGAUUUCAAACCAACUGUAUCUUGUCCAUAGUUUAUUUUAAAAUUAAAAAUACAUUUUUAAAAUAGAAUUAUUUUCAUAUUAAUAUUUAAAUAUUAAGCUUAUGCUUAUAGCAGCGGGAUUCUUAAAUCAGAAUUAAACGUUUUAAGCUUAAAUGUAAGAAGCUUGUGGCAUGUAUGUAUGAAUUUCUGUAACAUCCAUCCAUAUCUUUCUAGUAGAAUGGGAGUUAAUGUCUCAAGUGAAGCAUUUGAGCAAUCUGAAUAUUUGUCUGUCUGGCCAAGAAGUCUGUUUUUAAGACUGUUUGUGGAUUGCUUUUAAUGGAUCAUUCAGUAUGUUUUGAACCAAAUUUUCAUGAUCAGAAGAACUUCUAACUGAAUAAUUACUUAUGUCUUAAGAACAUCUCUGCUGAUGAUGUUCAGAAGUUACCUCAGUACUGUAAUCCAACUUUAAUCCCUUAUAAAAUUAUUUCCUCGUCUUUUCCAUCCUUUUCCAUUUGUUUGAUCUUGAUCCAGCUACUUGAUACAUUCUUUUUUAUGAACUUAGAUUGUAAGCUCUGUGGGGCAAGGAAUUAUGUACUGUACCAGAGGUGUGCUCUCUGUGUUGCAAGUAUAAACGUAGACUACUAAAUAGUAUGGAGUGUGAUUCAUGUACCCAGCUAGGAUGGAUGGAUGGACAGCAGCCUGCAUUUCUGAAACAGCCGCAAAAUGUGUUUCUUUGGACUUUAUGACUGGAGGAGCGUCUUUUCUUGCUGGAUUUAUGUUUCCUUUGUUUCUCCUACUAAUGUGCCUCUUUCUUCAUUUCACCUGCUUUGGAGUUGCUUUUUUCUCCAUUCAUUGCUUGUCUUUGGACUGCAGAGAAGACUUCCAAAAUGCGAAGGUAAAAAGCUGGAAAGUCACCUUUUUUGAGUAGACUUAAAAUACUGCUCAAUGUAACUAGUAUUUUAAUUUCUUUUGUAAUUCACAUGUCCCUCAUUUUACUUGCAGUUGUAAAGUACAUGAAUAGCACAUGAACUAGAGGAUCUCUUAUUACUGAAAAUGUCUUAUGUGGGAUAAACAAAGUUGAGGUCAUAAAAAUUUAAAACUAAAGAAAAUAAAUUUGCAACAUUGUUUCUUCUGUGAGAUGUCUCUGUCCCUUAUGGAUGAGGUGUGCUGUGUUGCUGCUCUAUAGUUAGGGCAAAAUUGUGUUACUCUCCUGGUUUCAGCUGUGUACAGAGUUUGUCAUUAAGGGCAACCAUACAGAUGUCCUAGUCUGAAUCCCUUUUUCCUGAAAGAAAAAGUAAAACAAUUUCUCCUUACUUGUUCUAGUCUUAAUUUCUAGUAGAAAUGGUAAUAUGGUACAAAAAUAUGUCCCUCCCAAGUGGGUAAUAAUGCAAUUCUUAAUAUAUGUGGAAUAUUAAAAACUAAGUUGUGUACUUUAAAUAUAUUUGCAUGCUUAAGUUGCUUAAAUACUUUACAAAGCAGGCUAUGUGCAGUUGAUUAUUCAGCUAUGCUCCCCAAAGUUCCAUUUUUCAAGAAGUACAAUUUAAUUUCAAUAGCAGAAUUCCAGCAUGUUUUCCCAUGCAUAAUGAUACUAAUCCUUUAUAAUACAGCUCUCUAGAAGAAAACACAUGGAAGCCAAGGACUUUAUUCUCUGGUAACAAAAAAAUUUAAUGUUAUGUUUUCUUAAUAGUCUCUGAAAACAACUAACUAGAAGUUGCCUAGGAAGAAUGCUAAAAAGUCUAUAUACUGAUAACCGAAUGAGACUACAUGGU
Messenger RNA from Cuculus canorus (common cuckoo), 6777 nucleotides. It is a transcript of the gene REPS1, whose product is annotated as RALBP1 associated Eps domain containing 1. The coding region runs from base 239 to 2647 and encodes 802 amino acids. Gene Ontology annotation, biological process: endosomal transport; endocytosis. Gene Ontology annotation, cellular component: cytoplasm; plasma membrane. NCBI's taxonomy places the organism in Eukaryota, Metazoa, Chordata, Aves, Cuculiformes, Cuculidae. The record is from RefSeq and is a predicted model, not a curated record. Gene Ontology annotation, molecular function: calcium ion binding; protein binding. The transcript is spliced from 20 exons.